AUGUAUCGUCUCACUCCAAAAUAUCUCAGGAAAUGCCCAAACACCGCUCCUGUUAAAAGCGGAACUCAAAUUGACCCGAAUGGCCCAGAAGAACUGGUUGUUGCAGAAGAAUUUGAUGCAGGAGAAGAACUCGGUGUGGUAUUGAAAGGUUGGUCAUCAAAAUUAAAAAAGUCGUCCAUUUCUACUGUCUGCAAUUCAGGCUGAUUAACAGGAUUAUCAGGGAGGCUCACGAUUGCAUCCUGUAUCGCUUUCAUAACGUUUUCUUGAGCUACUUUACUUAGAGAAGAUAACCAUUUGAAUUUGAACAUGGGAUGAGUCGCUGCAGCUAUGGCAGCUGCUUUUCCUUCCUCUACUACAUUAAAAACGUUUUUGAUACGCUUCUCUACAGCCGCAAUCAAACCAGAAAUUAAUUUUUGGCAAUAUUGAAAUCUCAAAUCUUUGCAAGCCAACAAUUUUUUUCGAGUUAUUAUAAGUGUAGGCAGCAAAUACCCGUACGAUGCAAUUUGAUC
Cotesia congregata is the source of this 509-nucleotide messenger RNA. The record is from the annotation of a GenBank genome assembly. NCBI's taxonomy places the organism in Eukaryota, Metazoa, Arthropoda, Insecta, Hymenoptera, Braconidae.